AUGGGCAGGUCGCGACGAGCUGGACGCAAGGUCCAGCUCAGGCGAUUAGCACGAGCGUACGCUACCCCUGGGGUCUUUGACCCCAGGAUAUUUGACAGGCCCUUAGAGCCUCAACCACCCGCUCUCCCGCUUCACCCUCCGGCACCCAACAACCCUCCGCUAGCCCCCUGCCAUCCACGCCUCCCACCUCCAUACAGGCCACCGGACCCUUGCCCGGUCAGGACGUGGGCUCCGCGCCCGCCGAUCACCCCCGCAUCGAGGCCUCCAAGAUCCAGCCUGGGCAGCGCGCCUCCUGCACCACCGGCUGAUGCAGCAAAGAGGCCACCGCAGGAACCAAGGCCACCGCAGGAACCAAGACCACGGCAACCACGCAUGGCCCCGCCCCAGACUCGGCCCUGCAUCGUCAGAAUUGAGGCCCUCCCCCAGAAGAUCAGGAUCGUCGGACGGCCCAGGACCCAGCUCCGAGCCGCCAACGACAUGCCCUCGCUGGGCUAA
Vollenhovia emeryi is the source of this 495-nucleotide messenger RNA. RefSeq names its product proline-rich protein HaeIII subfamily 1-like. NCBI's taxonomy places the organism in Eukaryota, Metazoa, Arthropoda, Insecta, Hymenoptera, Formicidae. The transcript has a single exon. The coding region runs from base 1 to 495 and encodes 164 amino acids. The record is from RefSeq and is a predicted model, not a curated record.